GUGGUAAUCCUGAAUAAAAUUGAAGUUAAAAAGAUAUUACCUUUAAAUAGGUUAUCUUGUAAUUGUAACUAUGUUUUAGUGAAGUGAUUUGUAUCUUAAACAUAUAAUAGUGAAAUAAGUUUAAUAAAAUUUAUAAUAAAAUGACUCUGUAUCAUUUUGGAAAUUGUUUAGCAUUAGUAUAUGUACCAUAUUAUAUGACUUAUAAAUAUUCUGGUUUGUCAGAAUAUGGUGCAUUUUGGAAAUGCAUUCAAGCUGGAGGUAUUUACAUCUUCACGCAAUUGGUGAAGAUGUUAGCACUCGCUACUUUUUUUCCUACCGCAGAUAGUGUUGGAGAAGAAGGUUUCGAUUUAUUCGGUGAAUUUCUAAAGUCUUCUAUAGAUUUAGCAGAUUUAGUAGGAAUUCUCUUAGUACUUAAUGGAAUUCCUGGUAAAGGUCAUGCUAAAGUAUUAACCGCUGGAAUAGGUUGGGCAGGUGCAGAAGUUCUUCUCACAAGAUUUUUGUUGUUAUGGGUGGGUGCACGUGGUGCUGAAUUUGAUUGGAAAUAUAUACAAAGGAGUUUAGAAUCUAAUAUUAAUUUGGUUCAACAUAUAACCACAGCUACACUUGUAUGGCUGUGGUCAAGACACGAUUUAAAACGCAGCUUAGUUCCUAUUGUUAUCUGUAUGCUUUUAUUAACGGUAUAUAGGCCUCUUGUUCUAGAUUGUUUAACAUCACUUUUAUUAGCUGGUUCUUGGUCAACAUUAGUUAUUAAAGCACUUACUACUUUGAUUAUGGGAGUUAUAACUUUACAUAUUUAUGCUGGAUUAGCAUAUGCGAUUGGAAUCUUUUAAAAAUAAAAUAUAGUUUGUAAUAUACGUAGUGUUAUUUAAUUUAAUGAGUUUUACAUUAAAUAGCCUAUUUAGAAAUGACUAUUUAGUGUAUUUCUUAUAAGAAUAUUGAAUGUUUUUGUACAUAUAUAUAUUCUGCUAUUAUAUAUUACAAACUUUAAUAUAUUA
Messenger RNA from Polistes dominula (European paper wasp), 995 nucleotides. RefSeq names its product BOS complex subunit TMEM147. The record is from RefSeq and is a predicted model, not a curated record. Lineage: Eukaryota; Metazoa; Arthropoda; Insecta; Hymenoptera; Vespidae.